AUCUGGAUGUGUGGGGGUCAGAUUCUCCUGUCGGCCUGUUCCCACGUAGGUCACGUGUUCAGACGUCAGAACCCCAACCUGGUGGGUCAGCGGCUGGGCUGGAGGAACAUGAUUAGGCUGGCAGAGGUGUGGAUGGACGGAUACAAGCAUCUCUUCUACGAAGAACUGGCUUAUGAGUUGGGUGACUUUGGCGACGUAGCCGAGCGAGUCCAGAUAAGGAACAGUCUGCAAUGUCACUCCUUCCACUGGUACCUCACGAAUAUACUGCCGGAGGUCAAGAAAAAGAUAGACGAAUAUGGGACAUACUCCGGAUUUGUAAGUUAA
Molecule: messenger RNA, 324 nt
Organism: Aplysia californica (California sea hare)
Lineage: Eukaryota; Metazoa; Mollusca; Gastropoda; Aplysiida; Aplysiidae
Product: polypeptide N-acetylgalactosaminyltransferase 5
Cellular component (GO): Golgi apparatus
Source: RefSeq, a predicted model, not a curated record